CCAUCCCUUGUAUUGGCCCUGGAAGAAGGGGAACAUCGUCUGAAGCGCGUCCUGGAUCCCCACUAGAGUCAGUCGCUUGUCCGUGGUGGAUUGGAUGGCUGCUACCAUCAUGCCGAGAGUUGGUCAAGAUGGACAGAACGGACGCCCCAGAGCCCCUGCGGUCAGUUGAUAUGCACCCAGCCAUCCCACACAAUGCCUACAAACCACAAGUUCUCAAGCGCCCCCUGGAAGAAGCUGAUGAUGAACAGGAUGUGAAGCGACCCCGUGCGGCAGAAACUGUACGACGUCAUCCGAAGUACAAACGCCAUGGUAAACCUCCCUACACCUACGUCGGUAUGAUGGUGGUGGCAAUCCACACCUCCAGCACCAAGAGACUCACCCUGGGCGGAAUCCGGGACACCCUGGCUACCAUGUUCCCCUUCUUUCAAGGCGAAUAUCUGGGAUGGCGUGACUCGAUCAGACACAAUCUGUCCAGUAACCAGUGCUUCACCCGCAUCCAGAGGGGCGUCAAUAAAAACAUCAAGGGCUGCUUUUGGGCAGUUGACCUUUCCCUUGUUCCCCCAACAGCAUUUCUGAGAGCGACCAUCAAGGACCCCGUGCAGAGGAAACAGUGGGCCCCAACUCUGACUUUGCAGCUUGGCAUCCCUGACAUCGAUCUGACAGCAGAGCUGGCAGAGAUCAAGACCGAGAAGCAUGAGGUCAUCCAGCACGAAACAUCAGAGAAGGAGAAGAGAUCUGUGACUCACACAACUACUUUCAGCAUCGACAGCAUCUUGAGCAAAGACACCAAACCCGAUCUGAUCAGUGAGCCACCAGAUAAAAAGUUCGACCAUCCUUACAGUUUCCUUGGCCACCAGACCAGCAUCACCUACUUGCAGGGCAAGUUUCCCCGGCCAGCAUCUACCUUCUCACCAUACGCCGCCGUGUUAUACCAGACUGUCAACUCCGAUCAGGGUUCAGAUGCGGCAUCCUUCCUCCGACCAGAUCCCCGGUAUUCUGAGUGUCAUGCGUUCUCCACCCUGACAACUGCUUCUGACUUUCGCAAGUUUCCGGACUCGACCGGACGAGGUCAAGCGUCUUCAAGCCAUCCCGAACAGAGAAGUUACACGACGACAGAACCUGACCACGUACAGCCAACAGAACACGGUUUGGAUAAACUUCAGAUGACGACUCCACAAGACUACCACAAACCUUCACCAACGAGCUACCACGCUCUCCCCGCAAACUACAACCAGACAUCUUCAUCCAUGAAUUACAACCAGUCACUUCCAUCCAUGAGCUUCCACCCUCAAUCGACGAGCUACAACCCUGAAUCCACGAGCUACCACCCUCAAUCCACGAGCUACCGCCCUCAAUCCACGAGCUACCACCCUCAAUCCACGAGCUACCACCCUCAAUCCACGAGCUACCACCCUCAAUCCACGAGCUACCAUCCGUCUCCAUCGCCAGGUCACAAGUCAUCUUCGCAAUCGACUGACUACCUGCCUCCACCAGCGAGCUACCAACAGGCUUUUUCAUCCAUUGACCAUAACCAGGGACCUUUCAGUUACCAUCGAAACCAACCCACAAGCUACCACGAGAAACCCCCACCCGUGAGCUUCGACCAGCCUUCAUCCGUGAGGCAUCACCAGGCCCCCUCAUCUACAAGUCACCAAGACCCACCACCAUCUUCCUUGCCCUACCACCGUUGGGACACGGAGUACCCAGACCCUCCAUCCCCAGCAAGGGGAAGCAGUGACUCCCAAUGCAACUUCUCCAUCCUCCGCCCCAAUAUGUACAUCCCAGCUCACAUCUCUGACUCGAGUGAUUCCUACCCCACGGACCCACCCAGAUCCUCCGCCCUCCCUCCCAUACCUACCCCCACCUGGGCGACCUACCUCUGCAACACCAACAGCAACUACACAUCAUCGCCUCAUUCGUUGAAGACGGCUUUCGAUGAUAUAGCGAUGUUUUCUGACGCCAGCAGUGAAGUUUCCGUCCGCAAUAACAUUCCUUUGUACGCCUUCGUGGACGACUCCCGGAGUUUGUCCGACUCCAUCGUCCCGGAGUCUGUCGCCAGUGAACAGACGAAUCCAGCGUUCAGUCCGUACAACCCCGAAGUCGUCAACCACUUCCAACACUUCCUUUCUGGACCCCCGCUGAAUCACGAUCGUACUGACGUGUAAUGUUGACCUUCUGUUGUGUGCUAUCCUCAGUGCUGUUAUCGGAGUUCUUGUAUCGCUGUGAUACGACCUUCUACAAGGCUCAUAUACAAUGUAUAUGAAUAUGUAAUAAUCAUGUAGUAUCAUGGAUAUGUAGUAAAACAUAAUAACCAUGCAAUGUCUCGUUGUUGUUUUGACCACCUCCGUGGAUAGUGGAUAGAGCUUGCGCGGUUCAACCCCCAUAUCGUGUCUUACCAAAGGACGUUAAAAGAUGUUUUUGCUCCGUCUG
Messenger RNA from Haliotis rufescens (red abalone), 2430 nucleotides. RefSeq lists its product as uncharacterized. Gene Ontology annotation, molecular function: DNA-binding transcription factor activity; sequence-specific DNA binding. Bases 129 to 2165 code for a protein of 678 amino acids. The transcript is spliced from 3 exons. NCBI's taxonomy places the organism in Eukaryota, Metazoa, Mollusca, Gastropoda, Lepetellida, Haliotidae. The record is from RefSeq and is a predicted model, not a curated record. Gene Ontology annotation, biological process: regulation of DNA-templated transcription.